Molecule: messenger RNA, 1392 nt
Organism: Musa acuminata AAA Group (dessert banana)
Lineage: Eukaryota; Viridiplantae; Streptophyta; Magnoliopsida; Zingiberales; Musaceae
Exons: 7
Coding region: 365-1165 (266 amino acids)
Molecular function (GO): zinc ion binding
Source: RefSeq, a predicted model, not a curated record
AGUUCUGUUUUCGGUACACAUUCGCGGACCCGUGGCGUCGGAUUUUGAGGCAAGUGAGAUACCUGGUGGUGUUUUCUGAUUCCGAAGCUCUCGGCCUCCUAUUGAAGUUUAGAUCUCGCUGCCGUUUGAGGCAGUUUCUUGAAACAUGAGAUCGAUAUUGGUGCCUACGUUUUGGUACUGUGUUCUUGAUUGGUGGUCCUCAUCGACAGGAAAAUCUCAUUAGCAUCUCUUCGUGUGGUGAAGUUCUCGACUUUGCUUUCGUUUGAGUCCAUGAAGCACUCGGGGGAGAACGCAGAAACUGUGAAAUUUUAAGUACCAAAGGGUCAAGUGGAAGGCUGAAGACUGGUUGUGUUGCAGAGUAUCGAUGCCGAAUGAUGAGGGUGGUGGAGCAGAGCAGAAAAGACAUGAGGGUGUUUCUGAACCAAAUAUAUAUUCAACCUUGAAUUUUAGUGGCAAUGAGAGAAGAGGAGCAGGUACAGUUCCGCAGGAGGGUCCUGUGGACGGAUCCGUGCCUCCUUUGGCACUGAGCAUCACGAUCUUCCAACCAGAUGACAUCUCAAAACCCAACAUUAGUGCCUCGAAGAGUGCAGCAGCUUCUGAGGCAGGUGACAAGAUUCCUGGGAUGGCUGCCUCAAAGAAGGGUUUCCUAUCUAGGAGUGGGAGCUAUCAGGAGCAGUGCAGGGUUUGUCAGCAGGAAACAGAAGAACCACUGAUCGAUCUAGGGUGCAGAUGCCGAGGUGAGCUUGCUAAAGCUCACCGCUCCUGUAUUGAUACUUGGUUCCAUACAAAAGGUUCAAAUAAAUGUGAAAUAUGCCAGCAGAUAGCUGCAAAUGUACCAUUUCCAGAAUCAGGACCGAGUGUAAAUAACUGGGUCUGGAGGAUCAACACAGCUUACAUCAUGGGACAAGAACGUGAAAGGGGAUGCUUUAGCCCAUUUUGGGUUGCAUUUGCCAUUUUAGUUGGCGGACUCUUGUUGGAUGUGCUAGUCUCGGUUUCUCUUGGUGUUUCUGCACUGCCUGUGAACAUCAUAAUUGGUGUUCUUAUCGUACUCGGAUUAGGCACUUCCUUUCGGCUCGCACUAGAAUGCUGUCAAGAGUGGGGUGCGAGGAGAAACCUCCAACUGACACAAGUGACCCUAAAUCCUGGAUACCAUCCAACAGUGUAAGACCGUAAAUAAUGUAUGACUACAGUACACUUGUUUCCAUUUUUUUUUUACCUGUAACAUGCAGAAAAUUUGUCGCCAUAUAUUAUAGGCUGAAUACCAGGCAUAAUUUGUGUACAGUCAAACAUUUUUCUUUGAGUAAAUACAUCCGAUCUGUAAGAAAACACCUUAAUAAUCAGCUUGUAUUUUAUAUGCUAUAACUUGAAUGAAUAAAUUUGUCUGUUUGAUUC